Calidris pugnax (ruff) is the source of this 1860-nucleotide messenger RNA. It is a transcript of the gene SKOR1, whose product is annotated as SKI family transcriptional corepressor 1. Gene Ontology annotation, cellular component: nucleus; transcription regulator complex. The coding region runs from base 1 to 1860 and encodes 619 amino acids. The record is from RefSeq and is a predicted model, not a curated record. Gene Ontology annotation, biological process: negative regulation of BMP signaling pathway; negative regulation of transcription by RNA polymerase II. Gene Ontology annotation, molecular function: DNA-binding transcription factor activity, RNA polymerase II-specific; SMAD binding; RNA polymerase II cis-regulatory region sequence-specific DNA binding. The transcript is spliced from 11 exons. Lineage: Eukaryota; Metazoa; Chordata; Aves; Charadriiformes; Scolopacidae.
AUGGUGCCAUCCCGAGGGUCGGGCAGCAGCGAGGUUGACCUCCCUGAGCUGCCACCUCCUACCUUGGACAUGGUGUCCUUGAAUGGUGUGUCCCCGGAUGGUGUGUCCCCAGAUGGGGCGUUUUGGGGGGGAAUGGAGGCGAUCGCCAGUCAGAUGGGAAAUGGGAGAGAUGCAAGCUCCUCCCCAAAUUCAAAGCAAGAGCUGCAGCCGUACCAGGGCUCCAAUACCCUCAAGCCCAACCAAGUGGGUGAGACCUCUCUGUACGGCGUGCCCAUCGUGUCCCUGGUCAUCGACGGGCAGGAGCGGCUGUGCCUGGCGCAGAUCUCCAACACGCUGCUCAAGAACUACAGCUACAAUGAGAUCCACAACCGGCGGGUGGCCCUGGGCAUCACCUGCGUGCAGUGCACGCCGGUGCAGCUGGAGAUCCUGCGGCGGGCCGGGGCCAUGCCCAUCUCCUCCCGCCGCUGCGGCAUGAUCACCAAGCGGGAGGCGGAGCGGCUCUGCAAGUCCUUCCUGGGCGAGCACAAGCCGCCCAAGCUGCCCGAGAACUUCGCCUUCGACGUGGUGCACGAGUGCGCCUGGGGCUCCCGGGGCAGCUUCAUCCCGGCCCGGUACAACAGCUCCCGAGCCAAGUGCAUCAAGUGCAGCUACUGCAGCAUGUACUUCUCCCCCAACAAGUUCAUCUUCCACUCCCACCGCACCCCGGACUCCAAGUACACCCAGCCCGACGCCGCCAACUUCAACUCCUGGCGCCGCCACCUCAAGCUCAGCGACAAGACGGCCACCGAGGAGCUGUCGCACGCCUGGGAGGAUGUCAAGGCCAUGUUCAACGGCGGCACCCGCAAGCGGACCUUCUCCCUGCAAGGGGCGGCCGCCGGCGGGCCCGGUGCAGGUUCCCCGGCCGCCAAGGCCGCCUUGGCGGCGGGCGAGGAGGAGCGCUCCGGGGACGAGGCGCUGCUCCCCCCGCUCCCCCUGCCCAGGAAGGGCAGCUACCUCUCCGCCUUCCGCCCGGUGGUGAAGGACGCCGAGAGCAUCGCCAAGCUCUACGGCACCCGGGAGGCGUACGGCGGCGCCGGGCCCCGCGGCCCCGGUUACCUCUCCCCGGACUUCCUCAGCGAAGGCAGCUCCAGCUACCGCUCGCUCUCCCCCGGGGGGGACACGGCCGAGGAGCCCGAGGUGGACGUGGAGUCCAACCGCUUCCCGGAGGACGAGGAGGAGGACGCCGCCGCCGCCGCCGCUCCCCCCGAGGGACGGGAGCCGCCGCCCCCCCGGCUGUUGGUGUACGCGCCGGAGCGCGGGGAGCACCUGCAGCCGCUGAAACCCGCCGCCUCCCUGGGAGCCCCGGCCGCCUACCUGUGCACCCCCGAGGCGAAGGAGCAAGAUAAAGAAGACAAUCACUCCGCGGCAGAGGAUUUAGAGACCAGAAAAUCCUAUCAGGACCAAAGGAAUGUCUCGCAUCCCAGCCCUGUAAAUACCGACAGAGGAGAGGACGGCCUCGCCAUGGAUGUCUCCGGGACGCAGCUGGUGGAGAAGGACAUCGAAAAUUUGGCCCGAGACGAAUUGCAAAAACUGGUCCUGGAGCAAAUGGAGCUGAGGAAAAAACUGGAGAGGGACUUCCAGAGCCUGAAAGAUAACUUCCAGGACCAGAUGAAGCGGGAGCUGGCGUACCGGGAGGAGAUGGUGCAGCAGCUGCAGAUCGUCCGAGAUACUCUCUGCAACGAGCUGGACCAGGAGAGGAAAGCGCGUUACGCCAUCCAGCAGAAGUUGAAAGUAAGUCUGGAGAAAAUAGAGAACGGCUUCGGGUUUGUGGCACGCACAUCUGCUGAAGAGGCUGCGAUGGGGAAGGUGACUGGAAAAUGA